Messenger RNA from Helobdella robusta, 579 nucleotides. RefSeq lists its product as hypothetical. The transcript has 5 exons. The record is from RefSeq and is a predicted model, not a curated record. Gene Ontology annotation, cellular component: membrane. NCBI's taxonomy places the organism in Eukaryota, Metazoa, Annelida, Clitellata, Rhynchobdellida, Glossiphoniidae. The annotation marks the transcript as partial.
CUGUGGAUCCCACCGAGCGCCAUCGGCCUGUGGCUGAUGUUGCGCUUCUCGACAACAAACUCGCAACAAAUCGCUGUCACUGUAUAUGGGUGUUCCAUACUUUUGUUGUUUAUGCUCUCGACGGCUUUCCAUACCGUUGCUUAUUGCGGCAAACUUAGGCAGCUAAAAAGUUUUUUCCAUAUCGGCGAUCGAGUGGCUAUUUAUAUUUUCAUCGCUGCGUCAUAUACACCUUGGCUAGCGUUAAAAGAGUUUCAUAGAUACGGCACGCAGACUCUGUGGUUCGUCUGGUUCGGAGCCAUACUUGGUGUGUACUACCAAUACAAGUAUCAUGAAAAAUGCAAAUGGUUGGAAACGUUGUUGUACAUAUUCAUCGCGACCAUUCCAUCGAUAAUCAUUAUCGAGAUGGUGAAGCCAUCCGGUGUAAAAGAGUUAACCGCAGGGGGUAUGGCGUAUUUCCUUGGGGUAUUUUUCUUCAAGAGUGACGGCAUCAUACCAUUUGCACACGCAAUCUGGCACACCCUGGUUAUCAUAGGGGUAUCUAUACAUUACGUGGCUGUCUGUAAAUACCUGCUAGGAUGA